This is a messenger RNA of Alosa alosa (allis shad), 1759 nucleotides long. RefSeq lists its product as uncharacterized. The transcript has 2 exons. The record is from RefSeq and is a predicted model, not a curated record. Bases 1101 to 1436 code for a protein of 111 amino acids. NCBI's taxonomy places the organism in Eukaryota, Metazoa, Chordata, Actinopteri, Clupeiformes, Clupeidae.
GAGGCUACACGGCCGCCAGUGGGAGGACUGGCUAGGGGGAGCGCAAAAAUCAGAGAUUCCACAGAAAACAGCAGGAGAGAAGGAAGCGACAGCACAUAGACCAGACAGAUAAAGAAGAGGAGGAACUAUUGCAAUAUUUGUUUACAGGAGACAACGAGCACGCAGGGUCACUUGGUCAAUCAGCUGUGCACCACCCCAUGAAGUUGCUGGCAAUUUGAGAAAUGCCCUCAUUCCAUCACGUCUGCGUGACUCAGAUCGGACAGGAUUAAAAUAGAGCUGGAUUCUCCAGAGAGUGCGAGAGCGCGAGCAAAGAGAAGCGAGAGAACGAGUGAGUGACGGCGAGAGUUGGAAUCCGCGCCUCGUAAAACAGACCUGUCUUGACCUGCAGGCCUUGCUGACCCCACACACACACACACACACACACAUACACACACACACAAGAUCGGAAUCGGGUUGAGGCAACCACAUGAUUUCAAAGAAGCACAUUCCAUAAGCCAUGCUUUGGUCUGCAGCCCUGGAGACGGGGUCCCUGGAGGGUCAAGGAAGGCACUUUUCCUGGGAUUGAAAGCAUAAUUGUGUGCAUCAGAUCUACCAACCCAGCGACCCCACACCCAUCCCCUUGUGCGCCCAGUUUCCCUUAGUACCCUUCUUCCUGCCUUGCACAGAGAGAGAGAGAGAGAGAGAGAGAGAGAGAGAGAGAGAGAGAGAGAGAGAGAGAGAGAGAGAGAGAGAGGGAGAUUUCCCCUCAGAUGGGAUGCUCAGCCACAUCAGAGGAGUUAACCCAAUCCAGAGGCCGACGCAAGCCUGAGAGCAGCAUCGGACUGAGAUCAAGUGGCCUGAACUAAGAUUAUUUCUCUCUGAUGGGAAAGUCACCCCCGUCCCCACUCACACCCGCACUCACAGUCGGCCGCUUCCCCCUUCACAGGAUUUAAUCAGAUUUCCUGCCACUUUCUCCUCUGUCCAGCUGCGCUUGGUGCCUGGAGAAAAACAGACAGACCCGGCGUCUGUGCCGCCCGCAUCCGUACAUGAUCCGACAGGAGGCUUGAGAGGGGGAAGGGCAGGGCAGACAGGGGAGAGGGAGCGUCUGAGCUCGAGCCGCCAUGCAGGAGGAGAUUCUGGGCUUUUUCUCGGACCUGUGGAACACGGCCACCAGCAAGCACGACCAGGGCAUCUACAACACGGUGUGCCUGGUGGUGCUGCUGGCCCUGCCGCUGGUGGUGUUGGCCACCGCGCUGGUGGUGUGCUGCCACUGCUGCUGCUGCCGCCACGACCGAUGCUGCGGCUGUUGCUGCGGCAGCGGCGGCGAAGAUGGCGCGGGCGGACACAGGGCGGAGAAGCAACGGAAGAAGAAUGGCAAGCCGAAAAACGAGGACUUGUGGAUUUCGGUCAAAUCUGGACCUAUGACUCCCGACGUGGUGGGAUUGAGUAUGGUGUAGACUAGAGGACACCACCCUCUACGUACAAACUCAGGUCUGAGAUGGAUGACUGGUCACAUUUCUUUCUCUUUUUUACUUUUUCACUCUUUCUUUUGGUAAAAGGUACAAAUCAUGGUACUGCGUGAAACUGUAGAUUGACGGAUUGGACAAUGAAUGUGCCUGACAGAAGAACCCUUCACCAUGUUUGUGUGUGUGUGUGUGUUUGAGAGAGAAAAAGAGUUUGUGUGUGUGUGUGUGUGUGUGUGUGUGUGUGUGUGUUUGAGAGAGAAAGAGUUUGUGUAUGCUGUAUUGUAAAGUAAAAACUGUAUUGUUGGGUGCAAUUU